AUGGAAACAAAGCAAGUAGACGAUAAGGAGGUGGUACGAGUGAUCACAACCGUCCAAAACAACUCAUCAGAACUGCUCCCUCUUGAUUUGACAAUCGAGAUACUCAAAAGACUGCCACCUAAAAAAAUCCUCGCACUGAGAUGUGUAUCGAAGCAAUGGUGUUCAAUCAUAAACAGCCGACCAUUCACCAACACAUUCAUGUCGAUGUCUAUGUCCCGACCUCGUCUCCUUUUCGCUUUCAAUAUCGCUCAUGAUGGCGACAAAACAAGUGUGGUAUUUUAUUCUUCACCUCAUCCUCCUCAAGUAUCAAAAGAUUCUCCUUCAUCAUCAUUAAUGGUAGCCAAAAAAGAGAUGGUGUUGACCAAGGGCAUAUAUCUUUAUAGUUUCAACCGUAUAACAAACGUGCAUGGCUUAGUCUCUUAUGGUUCAACGCUUCAUGAGUUCUUUAUUUGUAACCCAACCACUGGGCAAGUCGUAAAGUUUCCCAAAGACCAAACAUUCACUCCUGAAGAGGAGCUUCACAGUCACAUGUAUUUGGCAUAUGACACAACCGAUGGACUUUAUAAAGUAUUGUUGGCGCCUUGGGAUGAUUCAACUCGUCAACAUCAAGUUCUAACGCUGGGAGAGAGAAAAUGGCGCUGCGUCGAGGGAAGUUGUAACACUACUAGUUGCCAACCGAAUCUAAUCAAGCAAAGAGGAAUAUGCAUUAACGGGGUUUUGUAUUAUGGAGCUUCGACAGAAGAAUGGGAAGUCUCUAUGAUAGUGAGUUUUGAUGUUAGGUCUGAGCAACUAUCUUACAUUCAAGCUCCUAUAACCAUACACUUAGACUCUUAUAAUAAGGACUCUCUACAAAAUUAUCUUGGUAAGUUAGCGGUUUUUAGUUUCACUAAAGAAGGACUCCAUAUAUGGGUUUUAGAGAAUGUCAAGAAGCAUGAAUGGUCGUUUAAGACUUAUGUUUCUCAUUUGUUCGGUAAAAUCACGACUAAACCGGUCACAAUGAGGUUCGUUGGCACCACCAAUGAUGGGGAGAUCGUUAUUGCACCCAUCAUGUUGUCCAAAGAUGAAGCUUUUGUCGUUAUCUUUUACAAUUUGGAAAAAGAGACUAAGACAAGUGUUGGAUUUGUAGGAUUUGAGGGGUUUGAAGGACUAGCAAGUUAUGAUAGGUUAACGAUUCGUAGAAUCCUUAUCUCACCUCAGCAUGUUGAGAAUCUUAUAUCAUUUUAG
This is a messenger RNA of Microthlaspi erraticum, 1224 nucleotides long. NCBI's taxonomy places the organism in Eukaryota, Viridiplantae, Streptophyta, Magnoliopsida, Brassicales, Brassicaceae. The record is from the annotation of a GenBank genome assembly.